UCGUAGCUUGUCUUCCUAACAGCUGUUUGAAGUAGGUAGUAAUAACACUACGUUUGUUGUUGGGACUUUCCGAUCACUUAAGGCUUACUGUAAACUGUUUACUCAUGUUAUUGGGUGAAAACCGUGUACUGCUCACAGACGCACUAACGUUGGAGCCCGUAGGGAGUUUAGGUGGGUUUUGUCAAUCUGCCUUUAGGUCUUGCUCUCUCUCAGUAUGCGGAACUCCCUGCAGACUGGUGAUGAUGAGGAGGAUGUUGUGAAGGAGGCAGGUUGUAACUGACCAAGCCACCCGUUCAUCGAGCAGGGAGGAGGCGGACACACUUUCCACAUCGUUUGUGUCGCUGCGAGGACUGAAUAACAAUAUUUUAUAGAAAUCCUCCCAUGCCCUUGAUGAUAACCGGUCUCCCCGGAGAAGUAAGGCUGAAUCCGAACCAACACCGCCGCCUGCCUCUCUGCGUACCCGGGGAGGACACCCUCCACCCAGGCCGUGAGCAGCUGCUGGCUCCACUGAGGACAUUAGCGGCUAACCGGCUAAUGUAAGCAGGUUUGACUCUGUUUCAUUGAACCAUCAUGAUGAUAAUCAAGGAGCUGCUCUGCAACUUUACUGCUGAUUUCUCAUGGUUGUAAUGGAAAGACACCACUGACUCCAGGGAACUUAAAUCCUAGAUGCCGUGACGGACAAGACGUGGUAAAUCCAAGAUGGAGAAAAAGAAAAUGUGCCCUCGCCUCCUCGACUACUUGGUAGUGGUCGGAGCAAGGCAACCAAGCAGUGACAAUGUGGCCCAGACACCUCAGCUUGUCCGCCGCUACCCGCUGGAAGACCAUCCUGACUUUCCACUGCCACCAGAUGUGGUGUUUUUUUGCCAACCGGAGGGCUGCCUGAGUAUACGCCAGCGUAGGGUUAGCCUCCGCGACGACUCCUCGUUUGUUUUCACUCUGACCGACAAGGACUCGGGAAUCACCCGCUAUGGAAUCUGUGUCAACUUCUACCGGUCUUUUCAACGAGGACAUCACCGUGCUCGCGGGGACAAGAGCGGACACACAGAGACAACAGGAAAGGCAGCUAGUGAAGGGUCUGAUGGCAGCGGUGGAGGCCAGCCCCCGUCAAAAUCUCCUGCUAAAAAUGCUGAGUCUCUACCUGCCUCAGGAGAGGAGAGUGGGCAACAAGGUGCCGAACUUAACACUGGCAAGUCCCCACAGCACAGGAGAAAUGCUGCCAAGAUGGCAGCCAGGAACCGCAACAGCACACUGACCUCAUUGUGCAUACUCAGCCACUACCCCUUCUUCUCCACCUUCAGGGAAUGCUUAUAUAUUCUCAAGAGACUGGUGGACUGCUGCAGUCAGAGGCUAACCCAACGAGCUGGGCUGCCUCGUGCCACCCAGAGGGACACCAUGUGGCGCGUGUUCACUGGGGCGCUGUCGGUGGAAGAGAAAGGCAGCCAGCUGCUGGCCGACCUGCGAGAGAUUGAAUCCUGGAUAUACAGGUUGUUGCGGUCGCCGGUACCAGUGGCUGGUCAGAGGCGUGUGGAUGUGGAAGUUUUGCCUCAAGAACUCAAACGAGCACUCACCUUUGCCCUCCCUGACAACUCUCGCUUUGCCAUGGUUGACUUCCCCCUGCACCUGCCCUUAGAGCUACUGGGUGUGGACGCCUGUCUGCAGGUCCUCAGCUGUGUCCUGUUAGAGCACAAGGUCAUCCUUCAGUCUCGGGAUUAUAAUGCUUUGUCUAUGAGUGUCAUGGCUUUUGUGGCCAUGAUCUACCCUCUGGAGUACAUGUUUCCCGUCAUCCCCUUACUGCCAACAUGCAUGGCCUCUGCUGAACAGCUCCUUCUCGCCCCCACUCCCUACAUCAUAGGUGUACCAGCUAGCUUCUUCCUCUACAAAGCAGAUUUCAAAAUGCCAGAUGAUGUGUGGCUUGUGGACCUUGACAGCAGCAAGGUUGUAGCACCCACCAAUGCCGAGCUUCUCCCACCUCUUCCAGAGCCUGAAGGAGGCGAGCUGAAGAAACAUCUGAAACAGGCCCUGGCCAGUAUGAGCUUGAACACCCAACCAAUUCUGAACCUGGAGAAGUUUCAGGAAGGUCAAGAGUUGCCCCUGCUCCCACCUGGACGAGACAAAGCGUCGCCAUCCUCCACAGAGUUCAAUCCUCUUAUUUACGGCAAUGACGUUGAUUCUGUGGACGUGGCUACCAGGGUUGCCAUGGUACGGUUCUUCAACUCCCCAAAUGUCCUCCAGGGGUUCCAGAUGCACACUCGCACAUUGCGCCUCUUCCCUCGGCCUGUGGUGGCUUUCCAGUCAACUUCUUUUCUGGCGUCAAGGCCACGGCGCUCUUGCUUUGCAGAUAAACUUUCUCACACCCAGGCGGUGGAGUACUACGGAGAAUGGGCUCUCAACCCUUCCAACCUAGCCUUUCAGAGGAUACACAACAAUGUGUUUGACCCUUCCUUAAUUGGGGACAAGCCAAAGUGGUAUGCUCACCAGCUGCAGCCGGUGGUCUACAGAGUGUUUGAUGGAAGCUCUCAGCUGGUUGAAGCUAUGGCUGGUCCUCUGGAGGACGAGGGCAACGAUUCUGACCCCACAGACAGUGGUAGUGACAGUGAGGCGUAUGAUGACUCCAGCUCAUCCUAUUCCUCACUUGGAGAUCUCGUGAGUGAGAUGAUCCAAGGAGACAUCCAGGGAGACACACCAAGCUUGGACCCGCCUACCCAUGCAGCUCUGGGAGAUGCUAGUGAGGUUGAGUUUCAAGACUUUGAGGAGUUCAGGGAAGGACAUGGCUCUGGGCCAUCCAGUGGGGACGGACCACCUGAACCUUCAGAUGGACAACCUCUUCGCUCAAGCUCCAGCACAACUGCAAGCUCAAGUCCCAGCACAAUUAUCCAAGGGGUUAAUAAUGAGCAGGGGGACAUGCCUGAACUUGAAGCUUCAGCAACUGCAGCUUUACAGAACCCUGUCCCCGCAUUGGCCAAUCAGCCGUUCCUCAGACCUGCAGCUGAUACCGGCCUGGUGGACCAAUCCAACAAAAAGCAGGAGUAUGAUAACCCAUACUUUGAGCCUCAGUAUGGCUUCCCCUCAGAGGAUGAUCCUGAUGCAGAGGAGCAAGUGGAGUCAUACACCCCUCGAUUCAACCAGAACCUCAAUGGCAACAAGGUACAGCGUCCUUUGCGUCCCAGCAGUCUGAGGCUCCCUGGAGAGUCUGAUGGAGAGGGAGACUCGCGCAACAGCUCGCCAAAUUCCACCAUUUCCAACAGCAGCAAUGAUGGACUCGGAGGACUCAUGUCUUUUGCCAGCAACCUUUACAAAAACCACGGCACCAGUUUCAGUCUGUCCAAUCUGGCCCUUCCCAACAAGGCAGCAAGGGAGAAAGCAACACCUUUCCCCAGUCUUAAAGGCGCUCGAGCACCUCGAGCACUUGUGGACCAGAAGUCCUCAGUAAUCAAGCACAGCCCAACGGUGAAGAGAGAAUCGCCCUCUCCUCAGGGUCGAGUCAACAACACGAGUGAGAACCAGCAGUUCUUGAAGGAGGUGGUGCAGAGUGUUCUGGACGGUCAGGGAGUUGGCUGGCUCAACAUGAAGAAAGUGCGACGCCUGCUGGAGAACGAGCAGCUCCGUGUCUUUGUGCUGUCUAAACUAAACAGAGCUGUGCAGUCUGAGGAGGACGCCAGACAGGAGAUCAUACGUGAUGUGGAGGUGAGCAGGAAAGUGUACAAAGGCAUGCUGGACAUCUUGAAGUGCACAGUUUCCAGUCUGGAGCACUCUUACACUAACGCCGGCCUCGGAGGGAUGGCCAGCGUCUUCAGCUUAUUGGAAAUAGCUCGCACACAUUAUCAAACCAAAGGGUCUGAUGGAUCAAAGCAGCAGCGCGCCCAUGUGACCGAUGCAGAGGAGAAGAAAUCACAGAUCAGUGCUGACAGUGGGCUCAGCGUCACGUCUGGAUCGCAGAAAAGUGACACAGAGUCUGUAACAAGCUCGGAGCCACCAGUCCUGACGAGGAGCACCAGCCAGGACUCAGAGGCCAGCACAGUGAUAAGCAAUAGCUCUGGAGAGACUCUUGGAGCAGACAGUGACCUGAGCAGCACAGCAGGAGACGGCCUCGGUGGGAGGAUUGCUCCUCAUUUAAAUCAGUCCAGAGGGACUCUGUCUGACAGCGAGAUCGAAACUAAUCCAGCCACAAGCACAGUGUUUGGAAAGACCCACACUCUGAAACCAGGGGCAAAAGAUCAUGCACAUGCUAUGACUAAAGCGCCGCCUGCACAGCCGAUGGAGGACAUCAGUAUGAGGAUUUACCUCUUUGAAGGCCUGCUGGGCCGAGAUAAGAGCUCCGUUUGGGAUCAACUAGAGGAUGCUGCCAUGGAAACCUUUUCUCUAAGUAAGGAGCGCUCCACACUUUGGGACCAGCUGCAGUUCUGGGAGGAUGCGUAUCUUGACGCUGUGAUGUUGGAGCGUGAGGGCAUGGGAAUGGACCAGGGACCUCAGGAGAUGAUUGAAAGAUACUUGUCACUUGGCGACCAUGACCGCAAGCGUCUGGAGGAUGAUGAAGACAGACUCCUGGCCACCCUGCUGCACAACAUGAUUGCAUACAUGCUAAUGAUUAAACUGAACAAAAACGACAUAAAGAAGAAAGUGAGGCGUUUGAUGGGGAAGUCGCAUAUCGGCCUCACAUACAGCCAAGAGAUCAACGAGUUACUGGACAAACUGACCAACAUGAACGGCCGUGAGCUGCAGAUCCGGCCCAGUGGAAGCCGCCACAUCAAGAAGCAAACAUUUGUUGUACAUGCUGGCACUGAUACCACAGGAGACAUCUUUUUCAUGGAGGUCUGUGAUGACUGUAUUGUCCUGCGCAGCAACAUUGGCACUGUGUACGAGCGUUGGUGGUACGAGAAGCUCAUUAACAUGACUUACUGCCCCAAGACCAAGGUGCUGUGUCUCUGGAGACGCAACGGCCAAGAGACACAGCUCAACAAGUUCUAUACCAAAAAGUGUCGUGAACUCUACUACUGUGUCAAAGACAGUAUGGAAAGAGCUGCAGCAAGACAACAAAGCAUUAAACCAGGUCCAGAGCUGGGUGGAGAGUUCCCUGUCCAGGACAUGAAAACCGGUGAAGGUGGACUCCUGCAGGUCACUCUGGAGGGAAUCAACCUUAAAUUCAUGCACAGCCAGGUUUUCAUAGAGCUGAGUCACAUUAAAAAGUGCAAUACAGUGAAGGGAGUCUUUGUCCUGGAGGAAUUUGUUCCUGAAACUAAAGAAGUGGUGAUCCACAAGUACAAGACGCCCAUGGCACAUCAGAUCUGUUACUCCGUCCUCUGCCUUUUCUCCUACGUGGCAGCAGUGAAGGGGAAGGAGGCGGAAGGAAAACCCAAGAUCUUGUCACCGAGACCCCUUCCAAGCUAGUCCACACUGUGCACCCUCUCCCCCCCCCUUCGGUGUGCCUCUACUUGAAACGGCAUCUCAGCUCCGAAACCACAGACUUCUGACAAUCCCUAACUUUAGUCUAAGCACACAAACCCGCUCCCUACUCUUGUACAUACAAGCCUAAAACCCUUUUUAGCCCCUGUUGUGUAACGUGUUUGGUCUGUGAUGUCAUGUAAAUACUUCCUCAUCGCUGUCGUCCUGAUGAUCAUACCAACUAGUUAAAUGUUUGCCUGCUCUGUAAGGUCAGAGAAACGUCUCCCCUGAGCUCCUCUCCUCUGUCUUCUACUGUUCCAGCUGCCAAGACCCAAAUGUUUGAGCUGAUAGGAGAUGUGAGGGAUUCCCCCGAGGCACAGAGUGCAUGCAGGUCCCGUGCACAGCCUUGAAAAGUCACUAGAGUAGACCGUCCCCACAUAUCUGUCUCCAUCAUCGUUCUGUGAUUCGUGCUUACUGUAAAGUUCCAGUCUGUCCAAGUGGAAACAUCCAGAGACCCUUAAGUAGUGCAGGAGAUCCCAUACUGAAAAAGCUACUGUAUACUGCACCAGAGCACCGCAUGUAAACGCUUCUUUCAAGUGUUUGAACCCUAAAAUAAUGUGAGUGUCCUCUGAUUACUGUUCUAGUUCUACUGUAAAACUUCUCGUCUGUGGUCUGCUGUUAUCAAUGCAUGUUAUUAUGAGGAUGACAAAUAAAUAUUAUAUAUAUAUUUCUAUAUAUAGUAUUUAUUUAAUAUAUACAUAUAUUGACUGUACAUUUCUCUGGAAAAAUAAUGUUACAAAUUGUUGAUUUGCUAGAUGUGCAAUACUUAAGAAGUAGUUAGCCAUUGCCAGAGCCAGGUUUUCUUAAGUGACCCUGCGUCCACAGGGUGAAGAAUGUAAGAAAAGACGUUUGUUUUCUAUAGUUCGUGUUUCUCGAAGUGAAUAUGAUGACUUCAGUUUGACAUGACUGUUCCAAGUUUGUCUUUUGAAAACUGAAUCAUGCGUAGAAGAAACAAAACUGCUGCUGUGUUGCUCUCUGUUGGUGCAAACUCUGGAGCAUUUCUCACUUAGGCCACACCCACAACCUGUGAUGUCACAGCAGGUGGAGCUGCUGUGGUAGAUGUCAUGGGUGGUGUUGUUCAAUAGCUUUCCCAUUUUAAUUCAGCCAUUAAAAGCCAUGUGAAAUGUGUCUUAGCGAUGCUGUCAGUAGAUGUUAGUGCUGUUUCUUCUUCGUACGCUGAAUUUAAAUGUGAAAAAAAGCAAAACAAACCGGACUCACCUGAAUCAACGAGCUGUUACAUUAGUGUGUAGUGUGUGACCACUGGAGGCGCUCUUCUGUGCAUCUCGUCAGACUUUUUGAAGUUGAUGUUAAUGAUAAUCAGCCUUGAAAUGUCUGCCAUUUUUAAACAUUAUUUCACGUUCACAAAGCUGCUGCAAACACAUGUUAUCAGGUGCUUGGACCUCUGCCGGGUAUGUCCUCUAAAUCAUCAUUCUGAUUUGCAGACCAAAAUGUAGGAUUGAAAACUUCUGUUGCUGCUAGUGAUCGAGACAAACAUAAAUCUAACAUAAUAAAUUAAGCUCAGUAAGGUUUAAAUAUGGGGACACAACAUUAAGAUCUGAACUGGUGGUCUUGCAAAUCAGAAUCCCUACAGGGUGAGAAAAUGUCCCAACCUUUAACAUUGCUGUUAUCAUCACGGCUUCUGAUUUCAGUUACUUUCUAGUAAUCACUGACUUAGAGACGCUCUCACCAGCUCUGCUGCUGUUUCCUGGAUUGCGUGAUAAGAUCUUGCUCCUCUUUUCACCAUCAGAGAUGUUUGGGGUUCAGUAACUCCACAGGCUGCUAUCACAUCUGUGCCUGCUAACUGUUAUAAUUUCUCAGCCUGAGAAAGAAACUCAAAAGUUUUUGCCACGAUGUCGAGAUGCAGAGGUGAAAUGUGAAAAUUAAACACUGUUUUGACCAACUAGGAUCAAGUAUUUCACUCAGUCAGGUUACAAGGCGUGGAUAACCCUCCAAGUGGCAGAGACGUUUCUUCACAGGCUGUGGACAUUAACAUUUUUUAAAUCCAGUUUUCAGGUACAUAGUGACGCCUUCUGAUGGCUUUUACCAGAAAUAGUGACUCGUCUUCUGCUGUGCCUCUGUUAAUCUGUGCCUGGAAUAUAAUCUGAAUAUGGUCCUCUCCUUUGUUACCUGAUGUAACAACUCAAUGACAUUUAAAAAAAAACAAAACGAGUGUCAUCAUUUCCAACAGACCAUGAGAAAACGUGAUGACGUACCUAAAAAUAUGGAAAAAAAUAAUAAGGCGUCUAAUUAUUAUAGCCAAUUAACAUUUCUUUAAAUAAAUAAAUUUAACAUCAACUACUUUGACGACAUCCAUAACACAAUCUUCUGUCACCACAAGUCUAACAAUAGUUAUCAUUUAUGAAUCUAAAGUUGGGUUUGAUGAUAUAUCAAAAAUGAUGUUUUACAACAGAAUUGAUUGAUUUUGAAGUGAAACCAAAAGCACCUGAACAUGGUGUCGCUCUUUGGUUUUAAAUGAGAAAAGUGAGGUGGGAAAAACGUUCUGUCACAGCUCGAGUCAUGUCGAAAGUCAGAAUCCUCCGAACUCACAGCAGCAGUUUUUCCUUCUGUGACUGAUCUCUGUCGUGUGAAACUCCUGCAGCUGGUCAUCUGAUCCUCCGGUCUUAAUGUUGUUUCUGUUCUGUGAUAGUAGAGAACGGCUGAAUCUGGUCCUAUUGCUGGCACAUUGACUUUCACAUGAGAGUGUGUACAUGUGUGUGUGCGCGUGUGUGUGGGUUUGUGUGUGUUUAUGUGGUGAUCCGUUUCUCCAGAUCAGCAAUAUACCAGUACAGUUAUUUCACCUUUUGUUUUUUUUAUUCCAACAAGCUUGUAUUUUUAGUGAUUGAACUGUGCAGAGAGAAGUGAUUCAGAAGAUCUCGAUCCAUUAAUAAAUGAAAUGACAGACCUCUGUCUGAAGCAUCUCUGAAGUCAGUUUGUGAUUGGGACAUAGCUCUCUGCUCAAUUUAAAGUUUUUUUUUUACACUGGAUUAUUACAGCUCAUCUCAGUCAUUGUACCAGUCAGCUGCUGUAACGAGAGGGAAAACAUGAAACGAGAUGUCAGGUGGAAGUAUUCCAGUAUUUGAAAAAGAUAUUUAUAGAACAUGUACAGCUUUGGCAAUAUAAUAAAGUUGUCGCAAAUGAA
This is a messenger RNA of Notolabrus celidotus (New Zealand spotty), 8578 nucleotides long. It is a transcript of the gene madd, whose product is annotated as MAP-kinase activating death domain. Gene Ontology annotation, biological process: regulation of Rab protein signal transduction; regulation of apoptotic process. Gene Ontology annotation, cellular component: cytosol. The transcript is spliced from 33 exons. Gene Ontology annotation, molecular function: guanyl-nucleotide exchange factor activity. The record is from RefSeq and is a predicted model, not a curated record. Bases 700 to 5385 code for a protein of 1561 amino acids. Lineage: Eukaryota; Metazoa; Chordata; Actinopteri; Labriformes; Labridae.